This is a messenger RNA of Sphaeramia orbicularis (orbiculate cardinalfish), 3790 nucleotides long. It is a transcript of the gene mfsd6l, whose product is annotated as major facilitator superfamily domain containing 6-like. Lineage: Eukaryota; Metazoa; Chordata; Actinopteri; Kurtiformes; Apogonidae. The record is from RefSeq and is a predicted model, not a curated record. The transcript is spliced from 2 exons. Bases 178 to 1914 code for a protein of 578 amino acids. Gene Ontology annotation, cellular component: membrane.
AAGGUAACAGGUGUUUUCCUCCAACUAAUAUACACAUGGAGCAGUCCAGGAAAAGGAGACCGAAGAUGAACUUUGACAAAGUUUAAGGAACUUUUUUUUUGUGCAAGGGAAUAUUUUUCUAAGUGCCACGUGCUUCAUGUGGAACCUGUUCAGCGAGCGACUGUCAGGAAAAUAAUCAUGAAGAGGAACAAGCAGAUUAAUAUCAAGCGUGCCCUCGCUCUAGCUGGUGCCUUUAACUUCCUCCUGUCAUGUGCCAGAGGCUGCCUGCUUCCCUUUCUCACACUGUACUUCAGACAGCUGGGCCUGACCCCCACAGAGACAGGCAUCGUCAUGGGCACCAAGUACCUGAUAUGUCAAGUCUGGAGCCCAGUGGGAAGCCUGCUCUCUAAGCACUACAACAAGAGGCGAGUGGUGAUAAACGGCUGUCUGGUGGGCUCAGCAGCAGUCGCUCUGCUCCUGCCUUUUAUCCCACCUGUAAAUGUGAACACAAUGAACAGCACCUGUAACACAUCUGAACUGAAGGUCAGUCCAACAGAAAUAGUGGGCUUCAGUGGAGUCACGCAGCCAGCAAAUGGAAAAGACAGUGUUUCCCACUUUGGUGUCACUUUUCCUGUCAAAAAACAUCAUUAUAAAGCAGAAGAAAAAUCUGACACAAUGCCGCAAAAGAAGAUAACUGUGCAGGUCAGCAGCAGCACCGAAAAAACAAACACAAGCACUUCAUUUCACAUCUCCAAUCCUGUUCCAGCACGGAAUGAGAGGUCCAAAACCAAAGAUCUGCCAAAAGAAAAGAUGUCGCAAGGUGAGAAUGAAGGAAGUGGGUUUUUAGAUAGCCUAAAGGGGAUGGACAUUCAACACCAGCUCUUUUUCUUGAUUCUCAUUGCUGUGUCUGUGUGGGAGGUGGCCUCGGCCCCUUUGGACUGGACCAUGGAUGAUGGAUUGUAUGAGUAUCUAGAUUUUGCAGACGCUGCCGACCGCCACAGCAGUGCUGGGGUGUGGGGUUUGCUCGGCACGGCGUGUGGCGUUGGAGGAACGGGGUUGCUGGUCAGUCAGUUAAGUUGUCGGGUUGCUGCUGAGACGCCCAGGAGCGUUGUUCAUUUCUUCUGCUACGCUGGUCUGGCGGCUCUGACCCUUCCUGUGGUGUUUUUCCUCCCUCUCUACCUGAACAAGAAGCACGGCCGAGCCAACGGGCUCCUGAAAGCAGUGCAGCUGGUGCGUGGUUCACCCCGCGCUCUGCUCUGCGCCAUCACCACCCUGCUGGUCGGGAUGGGAACCUCGGCCGUGGACAACUUCCUCCUGUGGCAGAUGCAGGACCACAGGAGCACUGAGCUGCACAUGGGCUUCUCUCUGGCCCUCGGACUGCUCUCACAGUUGGCCUUCCCUCUGAUAGCUGGACGACUGUCUAAAGUCCUCAGCCCGGCACGGGUGCUCACAGUGGGGGCCGCCAGUCUCGGGGUCCAGUGCUUCUAUUACUCGUUUCUUUGGGGGCCGUGGGCUGUGCUGCCGGCCCAGGUGCUAAGCUGUUUCAGCGGCGGAGCCCUCUGGUGGGCGGUCCAGGUUCAGUGUGAUGAUGUAGCCACGCCUGGAGCUGAGAGGAGUGUGAGGAGGGUCUACACUGCACUCUCUCUGGAUCUGGGGAGAGGGCUGGGAAGCUUUACCGGAGGAUUUGUGGCUCAGAGGUUGGGACUGGUGUGGCUGUUCAGACUAGUUGCUUUGGGCCUGAUGGUGUGGUGUGUGUGUUUGCCUCUGCUCCAGUUUAAGGCCCCUCGCCAGCGCAGGAUUAACUACUCUCGGCUUUUGGCAGCUGAUGCGAGUGAAGCCAGUGACUCUGAGUCUGAACAGGAAAGAGACUGGCUCGAUAAAGCCAUGGAAGAUGGCAAAAGCAAUAACAACUAUGGAAGGAGGAUAAGCCACUGAGUGUGAAAUCACAGAGCACAGAGGGGAUUUAGUUUCAUAAAAUCAAAUCUCUGAAUAAUGAGAAUUAAAAUGGAAAUUGCAAUUAUCAUUCCCCUCCAGGUUUGGACUCCCACUUAGACACGCCACUCUUUAUCAUCAGGUAGCAUAAAAACCUAAACCAGAAGCAGGAUAAUUGAUUUCCUCCCCUGACAGGUUGAAUUAAAGUGACUUUUGACUUUAAUUACUGGAACUAUUACUUUACAAUUUAAUAUGUGUCCCAUCUGUCUCACCAUUUAUCCGUCUGCAGUGAAGGAUAGACUCAGAUUAGUGUCUGAGCCUCCUGAGUUUUUACAAUCGAAAAUUUGCAUAUGGCAUUCUUUUACAAUGCAAACAAGGUAACAGGAUAAGGCAGGUUAAACAGGACAGUAGUAACUGUAUCUUGCGAACACAAGGAGUGUGCAGAAGGUGAGUCCAAAACACACAGGCAUACUGCACAUACUCACCACACCCACUGUGACAGUUUAUCUCCAGUUAAAGUCACAACCCACUGUAUCCAGUUAUAGUCGUCUGCCUUUUUCUGACCUGAAACAUUUUAUUCAGUUGAUACAACAAAUGAACGAGCUCUGCACUUGCAAUCCAAUCUGUGUAACGCAGCCAUUGUUUCUGCAGGGAUGUGGCAUGUUUAGAGGGCAUCUGCAAAAUCUGUGCCAGAAAACAUUAGUCUAACCUGUAUUUCAGAGAGUUGCUAAUCAUACCUCAUGUCAGAUGAUUCACUUAGACCUGUAAGGUUCACUGAAGUGUACAAAAGUCAUCAUAUUUGGUUUCAUUGAAUAGAAGCAAAAUAUUUGACAAAAAAACAUGUGACUCGUUUUUUGGAGGGUAAUGUUAAAGCAUUAUAUUUUCUUCAUUUGUCAUGUUUAACUGCUGUCAAGUCAGUCAGAUUUUCAUUUACAUCGACUUAAAUCUUGGUUUUGUAUUAGGUCAGUGUUCACACAAUUAGAAAAUCUAAAGUGACAACAAAUCUAGACAGGCAGAAAAUGACUGCUCUGAUGCAUCGCAGGAAGACUCACAAAAGUAACAAGAAUUCAUAAAUCAAGAAGAAAACGGCUUCACUGAACUGUCUUGUAAUUUUUUUAUUUAUUUUUUUGUGAAUUUAUUAAUUCUUGUCUUACUUUUGAGUCGCCUUAUGAUGCCAUAAAUUAAAUCAAACCAUCAAAACCUUUAUUACACAGACACAUAUCACGUAUUCAUUUAUUGUCAUAUAUUUUUCCUUAAUGGAAUCAAACAAAAUCUAGUUUUUGUGGUGGAGUGGUGGUGGAUUACUGCAGUGUUUGUGAACUGGGUUCUGUAUUUGUGAAUCUUAAACCAGCUCCAGACCUACAUACUGUGAAGAGUAAACUAAUUAUCCUGGAAUAUUUGCUCUACUAGGCUACUAAAAACUGUUUUAGUAUCAGGACUGUUUGAUGACUGACCACCAGCUCCAGAAACACCACUGUUGGUUUUGUCUGUUUGUUAUAAAUAAUAACUACUCAUACUGCCACCUACUUGUCAUGCAGUGCAACAUGCAGCCAAAGUAAAUAUGUGAAUCCACUUAAUACUUGAACCUUUCUGCUUUAAACACACGGGUCUUUUAUUUUUUUUCGGGUCUUUUUUUUCCGUGUUGUACAGUUCUGGACAGUGUUUGAGUGAAUGACUGCGAUGUAGCAAACACACAGCUACCUUCUCCAAACAUCUGGCUGUGCCCUCCAGAGUACAACAGCAUGAAACCAAAUCAUCCCUGUAUGUCAUUAACAGCUGAACCCAGUCAGGUGCAGUCGAGAACUGAUGAUGGAAGAUUGAUUCUAUGAUGGAGGGGGCUGUUAUAGUGAUUAAAAAGUAAUACACUGUUCACUUGAAA